This is a messenger RNA of Puntigrus tetrazona (Sumatra barb), 2323 nucleotides long. RefSeq names its product neuropilin (NRP) and tolloid (TLL)-like 2b (gene neto2b). The coding region runs from base 222 to 1856 and encodes 544 amino acids. Lineage: Eukaryota; Metazoa; Chordata; Actinopteri; Cypriniformes; Cyprinidae. Gene Ontology annotation, molecular function: protein binding. The record is from RefSeq and is a predicted model, not a curated record. The transcript has 10 exons.
AGAAGCACGUCGCUCAGGAGUUUCUGCAAACGUCUCGGCGUGUGCAGUUUGCGCUUUGAGAGCCUCCAGAUGGAUCGUUUCCAAUUUAUUCCAGGAAAGAGAUGCUUCUUUAUUCAUGGAUUAUGUUGCAGAGCCGUAUUGCGACUGUCUUAACUUGUUGUCGUUGAAAAUGUAGAUAACAAACAAUCUCAAGAGAGCAAAAGUGUUCAGUGAAAGUGGAAAUGCAUGAGGCCCUGGUUCUGCUUAUCCUGAUAGAGGAGGGCUUCGCACUGGCACAGAAAACUCAAGCUUUGCCCCAGAAUGUGGCUGUUGAGGAUAAAAAACCGGCUCACUGCGGGACUUUGAUCCAGACGGCUAAUGGAGGAUCAUUCAGUUCUCCAAACUACCCCAACACUUACCCUCCAAACAAGGAGUGCGUGUACAUCCUGGAGGCCCAUCCACGGAAGAGAAUCCAGCUCGUCUUUGAUGACAUCUACUACAUCGAGCCGUCCUUUGAGUGCCGCUUUGAUAAUAUUGAAAUCCGUGAUGGGCCGUUUCUGUUCUCUCCGUUGAUUAAUCGGUUCUGCGGGGCAAAGGGUCCAGGAAUCGUCACCUCUUCUGGACGCUUCAUGUGGAUCAGGUUUACCAGCGAUGAGGAGCUGGAGGGACUGGGCUUCAGGGUGGAGUAUUCAUACACCGCAGAUCCUGACUUUCAUCUCCAUAUUGGGGGACUCUUAAAUCCCAUUCCAGACUGUCAGUUUGAAAUGUCUGGAUCGGAUGGUAUAAUCAGAUCUAGUCAAGUUGAGGAGGAAAACAAGGUGAAAUCAGGGGAAGCACUGGAUUGUAUUUGGACCAUACGAGCUCCACCGAUGUCUAAGAUCUAUCUCCGCUUUCUGGACUAUCAGUUGGAGAACUCAAACGAGUGUAAGAAGAACUUUGUUGCAAUCUACGAAGGCAGUAAUGCCAUUGAAGAUCUGAAGGCCAAGUUCUGCAGCACCGUUGCCAACGACAUCACGCUUGACAACGCUGUGGGCGUGGUCAGAAUGUGGGCCGACGAGACCAGCAAACUGAGCCGCUUCCGUAUGCUCUUCACGGUCUUCGCCGAACCUCCGUGUUUGGCCAACACAUUCUUCUGUCACAGCAACAUGUGCAUCAACAACACUCUGGUUUGUAAUGGUGUUCAGAACUGCGUGUUUCCCUGGGACGAGAACAACUGCAAAGAAAAGAAGUCUAAAAGUUUCUUCCAACAGAUGAGUAAAACUCAUGGCACUGUGAUUGGAGUGUCUUCUGGUGUGGUCUUGCUGCUUCUCAUCAUAUCUGUAUUUAUACAGAUGAAGCAGCCGAGAAAGAAGGUCUUGAGCCGCAGGGGUUUGUUCAGCGCCGCAGAGAUGCAGGAGGUGCUGGAGCCUCCUCAGUACGAGCUCUUCUCCAUGCGGGAAGCCGAGCUGCCGGAGGAUCUGUCGGAGGAGCUGGAGAACCUGCAGAAGCUGCGCCGCUCCUCCAGCGUCUCCCGCUGCGUCCACGAGCAUCACUGCGGCGCCCCGAGCGGCUCCGCCUCCGCCGCCAUGGCGACCAGAGCGCAUCAUCUCUCGCACGGCUCCGACGAGAUGAGCACGGUGGUCGGAGCCAGAGGCUGGGGCAGCUUCCACGGACGCAGGAGCAGCUCGCGCUCGCACCCUUUCACGCACGACCCACGAGCCCACGCCUACAGCGCUCAGAGUCUGAGAGAGGCCCUGGAAGACGAGGAGCUGGGGCUGGAGGAGCGCGUGAUGGAGGAGAUCGGCUACAACGAUUUUAUCACCCGCGGACGCAACGUGGUGAUGGUACGUAAUCACGCCAACCCUGUCCAGCAGCGCUCUCUCUCUAUGGACUUCUGAGUGGAGCAGAAGUCACCUGACACUUUAUUCGUCAUGUAAAAACGCGUAGCUGUAAAUGUUUGCCCACACCUUCUUUUAUUAUUUUACUAUUUUGUUUCAACGUUUCUCUUGUCGUUCUCUGUACUGAUUUCAAGCCAAGUCCAGUAUUUUUUUUUUUUUAUUGGUGUAAGUCUCAUUCCUCAAAACCAGAUUAUUUAGGCCAUGGCUUAAAUUAAGUUUUUAUCACACCUGCUGUGGUGGGUGAAUAUCUCCAUACUGGCCAUGAUAUGGUAUUUUGUAUUACUUAUUAGUCUUUAGUCUACAUUUUUUGCAUAUGUUUAUGACCUUCAGCUCAUGUCUUUGUGUCACCAUGAGCCUAGAAGAUUUUGUUACUAAUAAAUUUAGUUGAUUGCAAAGAAGCGUCCACUUUUACUACCAUGUAAAGGUUUAAGGUACAAUAAAAAUUCUGAAAUAUCACUGCAAUUAAA